UGGUAUUAACUCAUUGUGGAUAGAAAUGUGGAAAUUAGCGCCCGCUCUCUUAGAAGCGGCCGCAACCAGUCAUGGCACAACUCCUGUGUUUUAUGACAGUCGCCGCAAUCCAUAUCAAUUGCCACAAUUUCAUCAGUCAGUGCAUCACAGUAGUGUACAGACAUCACCCGGACAACUAUCAUCACCACUAACACAGUGUGUCUGGACAUUCUUCUGGUUAGCCGUCAUGUUGUUCAUAGCCCUACCAAUAGGUCUCAUCUCAUGCCAACUGUAUGUCUUGCUGUCGCCGUUCAGUGCAUUCAUGUCGUGCUUCUCGUUCGUGACUGAUUUGUUGCUAAAAGUGGCGCACAUGCCGUCCCGAUGUGCCCAACACAUGGUUCAGGCUAAGCCACUCUUCUCACUUUGA
Oppiella nova is the source of this 406-nucleotide messenger RNA. The record is from the annotation of a GenBank genome assembly. NCBI's taxonomy places the organism in Eukaryota, Metazoa, Arthropoda, Arachnida, Sarcoptiformes, Oppiidae.